AUGGCCAAGUUCAUGUGCUUGCUUUCCUAUGUCACCCUCCUUUUCGCCGCCUCGGCCUCCGCAGGCAUCGGGCCCGUCACCGACCUGACCAUCACCGAUGUAACCGUCGCCCCCGAUGGCUUCAGCCGUGCUGCCAUCGCAGUCAACGGUCUCGUUCCCGGGCCCCUCAUCACUGGUAACCAGGGCGACCGGUUCCAGCUCAACGUAAUCAACCAGCUGACGAACCACACCAUGUUAAAAUCCACUAGUAUUCACUGGCAUGGCUUCUUCCAGAAGGGCACGAACUGGGCAGACGGUCCUGCCUUCAUCAAUCAGUGCCCCAUCUCCAGCGGAAACUCGUUCCUGUACGAUUUCCAGGUUCCAGACCAGUCUGGUACCUAUUGGUACCACAGUCAUCUUUCCACGCAAUAUUGCGAUGGUUUGAGGGGUCCUUUCGUAGUGUAUGAUCCUAAGGAUCCCCACGCACAUCUUUACGAUGUUGACGACGACUCGACCGUGAUUACCCUCACGGAUUGGUACCAUCUUGCCGCCAAGGUUGGCCCUCGUGUCCCGUUUGGUUCAGACUCCACUCUCAUCAACGGUCUGGGGCGGAGCCCAGGAACUCCUACCGCUGACCUCGCGGUCAUCAAUGUUACGCAGGGCAAGCGCUACCGCUUCCGACUUGUGUCGAUUUCUUGCGACCCGAACUACGUCUUCAGUAUCGACAACCACGACCUGACCGUCAUUGAAGCCGAUGGUAUCGAGACGAAGCCCGUCACCGUCAACGCUAUUCAGAUAUUUGCUGCCCAGCGUUACUCGUUCGUGCUUACUGCGAAUCAAACAGUUGACAACUACUGGAUUCGUGCUAACCCGAACUUGGGUAACAUCGGCUUCGCAGACGGCAUCAACUCUGCCAUUCUUCGCUAUGACGGAGCUGCUUCGAUCGAGCCUACAACGUCCCAGCAGGCUACGCAGAACCUGCUUAACGAGGCCACUCUUGCGCCCUUGACCCCGAGGGUGACGCCCGGUACCGCUGUGCAGGGUGGUGUUGACAAGGCCAUUAACAUGGUCUUCAACUUCAACGGCACCAACUUCUUUAUCAACGACGCUUCUUUCGUGCCCCCCACCGUCCCCGUCCUGCUCCAAAUUAUCAGCGGCGCGCAGGAUGCCCAGGACCUCUUGCCGUCUGGUAGUGUAUACCAGCUGCCCGUCAAUUCGUCCAUCGAGAUCACCUUCCCCGCCACCACGAACGCUCCUGGUGCUCCUCAUCCCUUCCACUUGCACGGUCACUCUUUCGCUGUCGUACGCAGCGCGGGCUCUACCGAGUACAACUACGACAACCCUGUCUGGCGCGACGUCGUUUCCACCGGUACCCCCGCCGCGGGCGACAACGUCACUAUCCGCUUCCAGACUGACAACCCGGGCCCGUGGUUCCUCCACUGCCACAUCGAUUUUCACCUCGAGGCUGGUUUCGCUGUCGUCAUGGCCGAAGACAUUCCGGAUGUCAAGUCUGCAAACCCAGUCCCGCAGGCUUGGUCGGACCUCUGCCCAACUUACGAUGCCCUUUCCCCUGAUGAUCAGUGA
Dichomitus squalens LYAD-421 SS1 is the source of this 1563-nucleotide messenger RNA. RefSeq names its product laccase (gene Dslcc2). NCBI's taxonomy places the organism in Eukaryota, Fungi, Basidiomycota, Agaricomycetes, Polyporales, Polyporaceae. The coding region runs from base 1 to 1563 and encodes 520 amino acids. Gene Ontology annotation, molecular function: oxidoreductase activity; copper ion binding. The transcript is spliced from 10 exons. The record is from RefSeq and is a predicted model, not a curated record.